Molecule: messenger RNA, 787 nt
Organism: Pleuronectes platessa (European plaice)
Lineage: Eukaryota; Metazoa; Chordata; Actinopteri; Pleuronectiformes; Pleuronectidae
Gene: pole4
Product: polymerase (DNA-directed), epsilon 4, accessory subunit
Exons: 4
Coding region: 100-519 (139 amino acids)
Cellular component (GO): nucleus; epsilon DNA polymerase complex
Molecular function (GO): protein heterodimerization activity
Source: RefSeq, a predicted model, not a curated record
UUGAGGAGGCUAGCAGGCCUAUAGGACGGAAACACAUGUGGCGCUGCGCAUGUUAUUGUCAUGUGCGACAUGUAGCUUGUUAACUGUAGCGACUGGUUUAUGUGUAUUUUCAUAUAUACAGCUAUUGUGUUAAAAAUGGCCGCAGCAGUGGCGACGCCUGUCACCUCCACGGAGCUCGACCACGACCGGUGCGGGAGCGAGGAGGAGAGCCGCGGCGCGGAGGAGGAGAGCGGUCCGCAGCAGACAGGCCCCCCGGCCGCAGUGAGCCACAGCCGGCUGUCCAAACUCCCGCUGUCCCGCAUCAAGGCGAUCAUGAAGACCGACCCGGACGUGUCCCUCGCCAGCCAGGAGUCAGUGUUCAUCAUCGCUAAAGCCACAGAACUGUUUGUUGAGAUGAUUGCCAAAGACGCCCUGGUGUACGCCCAGCAAGGGAAGAGGAAAACUCUGCAAAGAAAAGACUUAGACAAUGCAAUAGAGGCCAUAGAUGAAUUUGCAUUUCUUGAAGGCACUCUGGAUUAAAGACCGCUUCAGGAGACCAAUAAGACAUUGAAUAUCAGCAAACAUCCAAGAAACUCUCCAUCACAGGGACACAUUUUACUGUGGAAAACUUUCUGGUACUUUUCUAAGACACUCUCUGUCCACAAGUUGCAGUUGCUGUUUGUAAAUUCUUUUCUAUAAUGUGCCAUUAAGAGUUGUCAUACUUUGAAAACAUCGAUGGUGAUGUGUACAUUAUUUGUAUAUACUUGAAUACUGCACAGUGGAAUAAAUUUAAGUUUAAAACCUUAAA